Coffea arabica (coffee) is the source of this 2025-nucleotide messenger RNA. Lineage: Eukaryota; Viridiplantae; Streptophyta; Magnoliopsida; Gentianales; Rubiaceae. The record is from RefSeq and is a predicted model, not a curated record.
AUGAUUGAGAAAGGAGUUGCCCCCGAUGUCAUCACUUACAAUUGUUUGGUCCAGGGUCUGUGCAAUUUAAGUAAAUGGAAGGACGUUGAAAAUCUCUUUACUGAGAUGAAGGCUUAUAAUAUUGUUCCUGAUGUUAUUACUUUUAAUAUUCUGAUUGAUGCACCAUGUAAGGAAGGACAGUUAGCUGUCGCAGAGCAGGUUUUAACUGCCAUGAUUCAGCAAAAUCAGAAUCCUACUGCAGUCACUGAUAGGUGUAUGCCUCGGUCCUCUCGUACAGGUGAUUUGAUUUUUGACCCUGAAAUAGAGAAGAUCGCGCGUAGAACGAGAAAGGAAACCAGACAGCUCAGAGAGGAGCACUCCAGUGCUACAUCUCAGAGACCUGAGUCAGGAGUUGAACCAACAGAUUCAUUUGGUGACACUUCGAGUUACUCGGAGCAAGAGGAAAUUCCCAUGGCUAAUGCACGAACAUUAAGGGAGUUGGCUGCCCCUAAUUUAAAUCAGCAGCCUUUGUGCAUUACUUUCCCGAGUUUGAGUGAAAACACUUCAUUUGAGUUAAAAUCUGGUCUGAUUUCUCUUUUACCCUCUUUUCAUGGUUUACCAGGUGAGGAGCCGUAUAAGCAUCUGCAGGAGUUCGAUGUCGUGUGCAACAGUAUGAAGCCCUCGGGCAUUACAGAAGAGCAGAUAAAAAUGAAGGCAUUUCCCUUCUCCUUGAAAGACUCUGCGAAGGACUGGCUGUACUACCUGUCACCAGGUAGCAUCACCACGUGGGACCAAUUGAAGAAAAUUUUUUUGGAUAAGUACUUUCCUGCGUCCAGGGCCUCAAGUCUAAGAAAAGAAAUUUGUGGGAUCAAGCAGCGUCCAGGGGAGUCGCUCUAUGAGUAUUGGGAACGGUUCAACUUCUUGUUGCACAAGUGUCCCCAGCACCAGAUAAGUGAGCAGUUGCUCAUUCAGUAUUUUUAUGAGGGACUCCUUUUCGGCGACAGGAGCAUAAUUGAUGCUGCAAGUGGAGGUGCACUGGUGAACAAAACCCCUCAAGAAGCACGGGAAUUGAUUGAGAGGAUGGCAGAGAAUUCACAACAAUUCGGUACGAGAGAGGAUUGUCCAAUACGCAGGGUGAAUGAGGUAGAGACACCCUCUAUGCAGCAGCAGCUAGCUGAGUUGACCGCGUUUGUUAGACAACAGGCUGUGAGAAAUGCAUCACAAGCCAGGGUGAACGUGGCUGACCACGCGCCCGCGCCAAGGAAGCAGUACGACCCUUACUCAAGCACCUACAACCCCGGGUGGAGAGAUCAUCCCAACCUCAGUUAUGGAGGGAAUAGGCAACCCAACUUUACACCGAACAGGCAGUCUAACUUUGUGCCAAAUAAGCCACCAGGGUACCAGCAGCAAUAUCAAGCCCGACCACCUCCGCCCCCAAGUUCUGGUCCAUCUUGGAAGGAGAUGAUGAAACAAAUGAUGACAACCAUUACGCAAAAUCAGCAGAGGACGGAGGCAGUCAUUAUGCAAAAUCAGCAAAAGACAGACUCCGAAAUGCAGGACAUAAGGAAUCAGAUGAGUCAAAUGGCCACAACAAUCAACCGUUUGGAUUCCCAAAACCAAGGGAAGCUGCCAUCUCAACCUGAGUUGAACCCGAAGAAUGUGAGCGCCAUGACCCUGAGGAGCGGAAAGGAAAUUCAGGGGUCUGAACCUGUGAUCCCUAAGGACAAGGAUGAGGAAAAGAUCGAGGCUGAGCUUGAGAGGGAGGUCAGCAAUGGUGCAGACUCGAAGGUACUUCCUGACCCAAUAAUUACAGCUAAAACUAACCCGCCCCCUUUUCCUAACAGGUUGGAAAAAUCGAAGAAGCAGGAUAAGGAAAAGGAGAUUUUGGAGGUUUUUCGCAAGGUUGAGAUCAAUAUCCCCCUCUUAGACGCCAUCAAACAAGUACCAAAAUAUGUCAAGUUCCUAAGGGACUUGUGUGUCAACCGAAGGCGAUUGAAGGGGGAUGAAAGGAUUAUUGUUGGGGAAAAUGUGUCUGCGGUCCUGUAG